UUUUCAUGUUAAUUAAUUCAUUUCUAUUUUUUGCGUGCAUUUGGACUGUUUGAACGUCCUCCGCUGACAUGAAAGCUAACGGUUCAAACGCAACACUCCCUGACGUCAGGCCGACAAAGAGACGUGGCAGAGCCGUUGAUCAGAACCGCUGACGGAGCGUCCCGUCCUACAAACGGCAGCAACAAGGAGAAAGAACGUAAGUCACGGUACCUCUCGAACUAAUAACUGGCCCAUCUGGACUGGAAACAUGGCCUCUAACAACGGCUCGGCCGGGAAGUGGGAGGUAGUGAAGAAAGGGAAGAAAAGUAACCCAGGAGGAGGAAAGUCCGGCGGCGGAAACGGGGGAAGGAAAGCCCUCGGAGAGUCUAACCAACCGUCCAGACCACCCAUGAAGAUGUCGGAGACGCUGUUUGACGGUUUUGAGAAGGUGGGAAAGAAGCAGAACAAGGAGCAGGUUCCACCACCAGCUGAACCUCAGAACAAGAAGCCCUCAUCAAAUAAAGCCUCUAAGAAAUCCCAGCCUAGCAAUACAAACACACCUACAACUUACAGAAGCCUGGAAGAAGCCUUCAAAGCUCUGGAUAUCGGGGACCUGAAGCAGCAGUUGGCUUACAGUCAGUCCCUGUUCCCGGAUAACCCAUCAGUCUGGGUCAAAGACCUGGCAGGAUACCUCAACCUGAAACUGACUGCACCAGACAAUGAGCCCACACUCAGCAGCCAUGCUCAUGACUAUCCAUACUGCCUUAUAGGAAAAGAGCUGAGGGGCGUUAUCAAAGGCCUCAUCGGACGUUGCAGCAAUAUUCUGCCUGAUUUUUUCGACUAUUGUGUGUCUACUAUGCUCAGGGAGCUGGACAAACAGCCAGGGGAACCUCUUCAUGGAUACAGAGUUUGCAUUCAGGCAGUCUUACUGGACAAACCUAAAAUAGCCACACAGAGGUUAUCAGAGUAUUUGGAGUUAUUGCGAUCAGUUCAGAAUCGUCCAGUGAAAUGUUUGACCAUCAUGUGGGCUUUGGGUCAAGCUGGAUUCUAUGAUCUCAGCCAGGGCCUAAGAGUGUGGCUGGGUAUCAUGCUUCCUGUGCUGGGGAUAAAGUCCUUGUCAGCAUACGCCAUUGCCUAUCUAGACAGACUUCUCCUACUUCAUACAAACCUGACAAAAGGAUUUGGCAUCAUGGGUCCUAAAGAGUUCUUUCCUCUGCUUGACUUUGCCUUCAUGCCUAAGAACGCCCUGUCACCGAGUUUGCAGGAGCAGCUGAGGUGUUUGUAUCCUCGACUGAAAGUCCUCGCAUUUGGAGCCAAACCAGAGAGCACGCUGCACACCUACCUGCCAUCUUUCCUGUCCAGAGCCACGCCGCACUGUCCGGACGACAUGAAGAGGGAGCUGCUCAGCAGCAUGACAGAGUGUUUGUGUGUGGAUGUGCAGAGCCUUGGAGUAUGGAGACAGCUCUACACAAAGCAUUUACCCCAGUCCAGUCUGCUGUUGAACCAUUUACUGAAGUCAUGGAAUGCUCUACCACCAAAGUUGCGGAAAAACCUUGAAGAAACGAUCCAGUCUUUUAGAGUGACCAACGAAGAAAUGAAAGACACAAAUGAAUCUCAAGACCUCCAAGAGUGCAACAGCCUGUGCCAGAAUCUUCAGAUGAAGAUGCGCGGCCAUGGCUUCCCCUGGUCCAAACUGCUUAUGGUUUUGCUUGUGUUUGCUGCCGGCUUCAUUGCCCAUGACAUCAGGUCUCACGACUCAGUCGCAGAUUCCUCUACAGCCAAGUAUCUCCGCAGCUCGGGAGUCACAGCUGUGUCUCAGCAGGCCUGGAGCAAAAUAACGGUCUACACAAAGCAGGGCUUCAGCUGGCUGGAGAAAAACACUCCUCAUUAUUACUCUGAGUGUGUGAGGGUGUUCGGGCCAGUCAUGGAACAAGGUGUGGAGAAAACAAAAGCAGCAGCUGUUGUCCUUUCUGAAAACACAUCACAGUUUAUCCUAUGGAUCAAAGAAACAACACCGCUGGCCAUAGAAUGGGUUAACACCAACACUCCAGACAGUGUGUUCCAAAUGUUGGCAUAUCUAAAAGAGCUUCUCAUCUUCGUCCAUCAUAACUAUGUCCUCCCAGCACUGAUGUACAUAUCUGAUCUUUUACUACAAGCGUGGACCGACCUGCAGGAUUCCUGCAAUGGGGAGGUAUCAGUGUCGUGUCUUCGGGGACACGCCGUGUACUUCACAAACUCAACAUGGCAGCUGCUCCAACACACAACCUCAGCCAUCAAAUCAUGGGCUCAGGAGCUGCUGACGCGAGCAGGAUAACACAACAGAAUCGAACUGAUUUUACCCAUGCAAUAUAAACACUGUGUGCGGUUAGAUGCUGUACACGCGCACACACACACACACACACACACUCUGGCCUAGCGUGAGGCUGCAUUUCAGUGCAUGGGGCUCCUCUGCACUGGUCAGAUGGAAAUCAACUCCUUCAAAGAGACUUUUCUGUCUUGUUUUCUUGCUCAAUUUUGUAAAUCAGUUUCCUGUUGUAUGGAUGUUUCUACCGAUCUUUUUGUCACUGCUGGAUGUGGAGGUCGCAGUUUUUCUCUCUCCUUUUUCUAUUGCAAGUUCCAGCUGUUGCUUUACCCUCUUGGGAGAUCAAAUGUUAUUUAUAAGAAACAAAUGCAGAUUUGUAGAUUUAUACACCAUUUUUAUUUGAAGAUAAAUGUCUUCUAUAGAAACUUGGUUAAAGGCAAGAAAAAAAGAACCCAAGGCACAGAAGAUCGAAUGACUUAAAGUUUUGAGGACCACUUCAUCUCUGAUGGUUUGUCUCAGCUUUCAUCAUUGGAAAUGUGAACUAUUCUAACAUUUUGGUAGCCUCAUAGCAUAAUUACAAUAUAGCAAUUAUGUUAUGAGGCUAUCAAUUUGCAGGUUUAUUUAUUCCUUCAGUGGGCUUUAAGUGGAUAUUAUAAACUAGCAGAAGAGACCCGCAUCUGUCCAGAAUAACAAAUAAUUGCUUUUUCUUUUACUCUGUUUUAUAUUGUUCUGUUUAUGCGUUAGUUCCUCAAUUUCUAGGCUAAGAGAAGGACUCUAUAAAUUCACUCUUGACAUUUUUAAUGUGUGCUUCAACGGGUUUAUUGUCUUGGGAUCAUGAUCGGUUCUGAAACAGUCAACAUUUCAGUGCAAUUUAUUCACUAAUGGUUCCUUGUGCAGCAGAUUGUAUGAAUAUGGCAGCAAACAGUCUUAAUUUGUGAUGAAAAUCCUUUAUAAUAAAGACUUCGAACUGAA
Molecule: messenger RNA, 3253 nt
Organism: Girardinichthys multiradiatus
Lineage: Eukaryota; Metazoa; Chordata; Actinopteri; Cyprinodontiformes; Goodeidae
Gene: tmem214
Product: transmembrane protein 214
Exons: 17
Coding region: 248-2293 (681 amino acids)
Cellular component (GO): Golgi apparatus; endoplasmic reticulum
Source: RefSeq, a predicted model, not a curated record